Messenger RNA from Aspergillus homomorphus CBS 101889, 1082 nucleotides. RefSeq names its product putative ER-associated proteolytic system protein Der1 (gene derA). The record is from RefSeq and is a predicted model, not a curated record. NCBI's taxonomy places the organism in Eukaryota, Fungi, Ascomycota, Eurotiomycetes, Eurotiales, Aspergillaceae. Bases 271 to 969 code for a protein of 232 amino acids. Gene Ontology annotation, cellular component: endoplasmic reticulum membrane; Hrd1p ubiquitin ligase ERAD-L complex. The transcript has 2 exons. Gene Ontology annotation, biological process: endoplasmic reticulum unfolded protein response. Gene Ontology annotation, molecular function: misfolded protein binding; ubiquitin-specific protease binding.
GGCACGGGGUGGCCUCAGGCAAAAAGGCCAGCUGGAAGCUUAGUGAUUAUCAGCACCGAAAAGUAAACCUGGAGUAAUCUUCUUAUCAGUCAGUCAGUCAGUCGUCGUCACUUGCUACCAGACUAUUCCAUAACUCCAGCUCACCCAUUUCACCCUCCCCACCGCUGGUUCCAGUUCCAUUCCUUGACUAUCUGCACCUCGGUCGCUUCCACUUGAGACAGAAAGACCUGCCAAUUCUUUGAGCAUCUGCUACCUAAUAAUUCCAACACAAUGGCCGCCAUCUGGGGUAACGGUGGGCAGGCUGGCCAGUUCCCGCUUGAACAAUGGUUCUAUGAGAUGCCUCCCGUGACGCGGUGGUGGACAGCUGCCACGGUAGCCACAUCGGUCUUGGUCCAGUGCCAUGUCCUCACGCCGUUCCAGCUAUUUUACAGCUUUCGCGCUGUAUAUGUGAAAUCUCAGUACUGGCGCCUGUUGACCACCUUCCUCUACUUCGGGCCAUUAAAUCUCGACUUGCUGUUCCAUGUCUUCUUCCUGCAGCGAUACUCGCGCCUUCUCGAAGAGUCUUCGGGUCGAUCCCCGGCUCAUUUCUCGUGGCUGCUGUUCUACGCCAUGGCCUCCCUGCUUUUGCUUUCGCCCUUCCUCUCGCUGCCGUUCCUGGGCACUGCGCUCUCAUCCAGCUUGGUCUACAUCUGGAGCCGUCGUAACCCCGACACUCGCCUAAGCUUUCUCGGGAUGCUGGUGUUCUCGGCGCCGUAUCUGCCCUGGGUGCUGAUGGCCUUCAGCCUGGUCGUCCACGGCAUCGUGCCCAAGGAUGAGAUCUGCGGUGUCGUGGUGGGACAUGUCUGGUACUUCUUUAAUGAUGUCUACCCGUCCCUGCACGGCGGUCAUCGGCCUCUUGAUCCUCCCUCUUGGUGGGUCCGUCUUUUCGAGCCUGCCGCUGGGGAAGGAAAUCCCGCCGAGAUUCGCUGAGCGAUGGUCCGAUCCUGAGUCUCGUCAGUGUAUAAGGCUCGCAAGGCUGUGUUCCAGGGCUGCCUGUUCCUAACGGCGCGCACGAGCCUCUUCCCGACCAGGGUUUCUCGAUU